AUGUCACCUCCGCCUGUUACAGCAAUUUUCCCUGCCGUUUGUGGGGGAUGGAAGGAAGUGGACCUGGAGGACUACGUCAACAGACCCGAGAAGGUUAGCGCGGCUGACAUCUCCGCCAUCGCGCAGGAGGCCGGGCUACAGGCGGUGCGCAAGAACCGAUACGUGGUGCUCGGCAAGGAUCUGGACAAGGCCUACAAGAAGCACGUCAACAAGCACGACACCGAGCACGCCUUCUACUCCAUGUAAAACUCCUUCCACGCCUAGUGUAGAACCUUUGAGCCAUCAUCGUUUGGUGGGG
Molecule: messenger RNA, 298 nt
Organism: Ectocarpus sp. CCAP 1310/34
Lineage: Eukaryota; Phaeophyceae; Ectocarpales; Ectocarpaceae
Source: the annotation of a GenBank genome assembly